Messenger RNA from Dufourea novaeangliae, 700 nucleotides. RefSeq names its product prefoldin subunit 3 (gene mgr). Gene Ontology annotation, cellular component: prefoldin complex; cytoplasm. The record is from RefSeq and is a predicted model, not a curated record. Gene Ontology annotation, molecular function: tubulin binding. The transcript has 3 exons. Lineage: Eukaryota; Metazoa; Arthropoda; Insecta; Hymenoptera; Halictidae. The coding region runs from base 1 to 579 and encodes 192 amino acids. Gene Ontology annotation, biological process: microtubule-based process; tubulin complex assembly; protein folding.
AUGGAAGACGGUGACAAUAAAGCCGACGUUGGGCUGGAUAAAGAGAAAAAGUCGUACGCCGGGAUACCGGAGGCCGAUUUUGUAGACGAUGUCGACGCAUUUAUGGCAAAACCCGACAAUAAAUCAGCAGAUAAAGUACUCCAGAUGUUGGAUGAGAACCAUGGAAAAUAUAAAUUCAUGGAAUACAACUUGGUUAAUAAGAGGAGACGGUUGAAGGCACAGAUUCCAGACCUAGAGAGAUCAUUGGAAAUGAUUAAAAAACUACAGCUAGAGAAAGACAACAGCAAAGAUUUAGAAACUCAGUUUCUUCUAUCUGAACAAGUUUAUGCAAAAGCUGUUAUUCCACCUACUGACAAAGUGUGUUUGUGGUUAGGAGCAAAUGUUAUGCUAGAAUACACUUUGGAUGAUGCACAAGAAAUGUUAACGAAAAAUAUUGAAGCUGCAAAAAGAAAUUUAGGAUAUGUGGAACAUGAUCUAGACUUCGUCAGGGAUCAGUUCACAACAACAGAAGUAAAUAUGGCACGUAUUUAUAAUUGGGAAGUGAAACGCAGGCAAGCAGCUACAAGCAAACCAACAUGAAAUCUAUUUCCUUUUAAAAAUUUAAUUUGCACACAACAAUUGCCUAAGACCCAAAAGGUUACUUACAUUGUCAAGAAAUACACCUGUGAAUAAAAAAUGCUAUCUGGAAAUGUCAAUGGAA